Coffea arabica (coffee) is the source of this 3987-nucleotide messenger RNA. RefSeq lists its product as uncharacterized. The record is from RefSeq and is a predicted model, not a curated record. Lineage: Eukaryota; Viridiplantae; Streptophyta; Magnoliopsida; Gentianales; Rubiaceae. Gene Ontology annotation, molecular function: nucleic acid binding; RNA-DNA hybrid ribonuclease activity.
AUGCUAGUUUGGAAUAUCAGAGGGGCUUCCCGAAGGGACUCUUUGCGCUAUCUGAAGAAGCUGUGCUACGAUAACAAGGUUAGGUUAUUAUUUCUAUUAGAACCAAUGUCUGCGGAGUGUCAGUUGGAGGUGGUUCGGAGGUUUUUAAAUUUUGAUUUCUCAGCUCUUUAUAUUGGUGGUAAAAUAUGGGUGUUUUGGUCGUGCCUCUUAAGAUUUAGCUGUGUCGAGUACGCUGAGCAAAUGCUUCAUGCUCACGUUUCCUUUGGCUCUGGGGCAUCCUUUUGGGUGUCUGCGAUAUAUGCCAAGUGCACGAGGGUUGGGCGGAGGCCACUCUGGGAGGCAAUGGAAAGUGUGGCUUCCUCGGUCUCACACAAUCAACCCUGGGUAGCAGCAGGCGACUUUAAUGUCAUAGCUUCGGCAGCGGAGCGUGAAGGGGGGGCUCCAGCUAAUGUUCGGAACAUAGAAGAAUUUAAUGCUUCCAUGUUCAAAUGCGGGCUAUCUACAAUUGAUUUUGAUGGGUCUCGAUUCACAUGGACUAAUGGGUCAGUCUGGCAGCGCUUGGAUCGGGCGUUGGGGAAUAGGCGGUGGUCCGAGGUCUAUCCGCUUUCUAGGGUUUCCCAUAUGGCCAGAGGGAGAUCGGAUCACAGUCCGUUGUUGAUUCGAUGUGCAGGCUAUAGGGCUACAUCGUCUUGCUUUCGGUUUCUUAAUGUUUGGCGCGGGCACCCCCAGUUCCGGGAGAUAGUGUUCGCCGCAUGGAGUAAGGAGGUCUAUGGCAUGGGGAUGGUUAGAUUCUACAACAAGCUCAAAACGGUGCGAGAUGCAUUGAAGCAAUGGAACCGUGUGGUCUUUGGCAAUGUCUCUUCUCAGGUGGCAGAGGCGGAUCAGGAGGUAAAACAGAGGGAGGUGGAGUACGAUUUGGUUAGAAGUGAGGAGUCGAAGAUUCAUCUUCAUGAGGCCAGAGCGAGAUACAAUCGGGCCCUUUCCAUGGAGUGUGAGUUUUGGCAUCAGAAGGCAGGUAUUAAAUGGUUACAGGCGGGGGAUGCUAAUACUGCAUUUUUUCAUUCUUGGGUCCGCCAGCGUCGGAACUCGAAUUUCAUUUCCCGUAUUAGGAAAGAGGAGGGGGGAUGGCAUGAAGACCUGCAGGAGAUUAAGGACUCAGCGAUAUCCUUUUUUUCGGACUUGUUCGCAUCCAACCGUCAGGUACAGGCCCUCACUGAGCUUCCUUUUGAGGUUCCUAGAGCCACCCAGGAGGAUAAUGAGAUUAUGAAACGUCUUCCUACGAUGGAGGAAAUCCAUGAGGUAGUGUUUGGAAUGGAGAUACAGAGUGCUCCGGGUCCGGAUGGGUUUGGAGCAGGUUUUUUCCAAAGCUGCUGGGACAUUGUCAAGGAUGACUUGCUUAUGGCUAUCCAGGACUUCUUCCAGGGUAUGGAGCAACCCAGGAGCUGGUCCCACUCUAUGGUGGUGCUCAUCCCAAAAGUGGAGGGUGCAUCCCACUGGCGGGAUUUUCGGCCUAUUAGUCUUUGUAAUGUAACCUCUAAGGUUGUGUCUAAGAUAUUGGCCAUCAGGAUCAGCAAGCUCCUCCCGAAGCUCAUUUCACCAUGGCAAACAGGUUUUGUUCCGGGGCGUGGGAUAGUGGACAAUGUUCUUUUGGCACAGGAGCUGAUUUUAGACUUGGAUAGGAGGUUGAUUGACCCGAAUUUGAUCUUGAAGCUGGACAUGGAGAAGGCAUAUGAUCGGGUUGAUUGGUCCUUUCUACUUUUUCUGCUUAGGCAGUAUGGGUUUGAAGAGGUAGUAGUGGAUUUGCUCUUUCGAACGUUUUCUAACACUUGGUUCUCGAUCCUAGUUAAUGGGGAACCAACGGGUUUUGUGAAGUCAUUUCAAGGGGUGCGACAGGGUGACCCUCUUUCUCCUGCGCUUUUCUUAUUCGUGGCGGAUUUUCUUGGGAGAGGGCUGCAAAGGAUUUUUGAUUCCAAGGACAGUAGAUACUUCGUUUCUGCUGGGUCGAAAGUGCCGUAUUUAGCCUUUGCGGAUGAUAUGGUCAUCUUUACUCGGUGCUCGCAGGAUGCGUUGGUGUCCAUUAAGGAUUUUUUGCAGCUCUACCAAAGUUGUUCUGGUCAGAAGGUGAAUAUUGCUAAGAGUGCUUUUUACGCUUCGGCUAGGGCUACAGACACCCAGCGGGCCCUGGUAAGCACGACCCUGGGGUACCAGUGCCAGGUUUUUCCGUUCAGGUAUCUAGGGGUGCCGAUGAUUCGCGGUAGGGUCACAUGUGCAGUGUUUGAUGCGUUGCUGGGCAAGGUACUCCAACCGCCGAAGGCUGUGCUGCUGCAGUUAGGCCGUCUGUGCAAUGCUUUCUUGUGGGAUACCUCUAUUGAAAGCAAACGGAUCCACUGGGCGGCUUGGGAUAAGGUGUGCCGUCCGGUCGAGGAAGGGGGCCUGGGGUUUCGCCCAUUUGAGGAUGUCGCUAAGGCUUUCUCAUGUAAGCUUUGGUGGAAGUUGAGGGAACGGGCAUCCAUUUGGGCAGAGUUCAUGCACGUUAAGUAUGUCAGAGGGGGGCAUCCUCUUCUAGUUUCAGUUGACCGCCCGUCCCCAAUUUGGCGCCGUUUGAUAGAGGUGAGGGACCUCGCGGAGGGGAAUAUCCGGUGGUGUCUGGGGGAGGGCUUAGUUGACUUUUGGCAGGACAGGUGGUGUACUGAUGUUCCGCUCGCCAGGUUGGUGCCAGGCCCUAAGUCUCACAGGUUGGUAGGGGAAUUUUUUCUUUCUGAUGGUUGGGAUGAGCAGUGGCUCAGAAGGCUGCUUCCGGGGCACUUAGUGUCGAAGAUCUUGGAGCUGCGUAUUUUUCCCAAUAUGCAAGACCAAAUGAUUUGGGCGGCGUCACCUUCGGGGAGCUUUACUCUGUCUUCAGCUUGGGACGUUCUUCGGUCAAAGCGUAAUCGAUCUGUUAUUGAUUCGCUGGUCUGGAGCUCGGUGGUCCCUCUGAAGGUAUCCUUCUUUGUGUGGAGGUUGUUGCGUGGUUGGCUCCCCUUGGAUGAUCUCCUUCAAGGUAGAGGGUUGAGGUUAGCGUCAAAGUGCUACUGUUGUGGCCUAGCGCCAGAAACAGGAGACCAUCUUUUUGUCUCGGGCCCUUUAGCGAGCAGGGUUUGGCGGCACUUCUCCUGCCGCUUUGGGCUGGUACUCCAGGGGAGUGGGGUGGCAUCGAGGCUUUCAUGUUGGCUCUUUUCUCACCGGUUUGUCUCACAGAAUCAUAUUCGUGUCAUCCUCCCGCUCUUGAUCUUGUGGUUUAUUUGGAAGGGCCGUAACAAGGCCCGCUUUGAGGGGAUGAGUAUGUCGUCAGAUCAGGUAACCAACCAGGUGUGCGCAUUGGUUGAGCAGUUGGGUAGGGGGGGCCUGUUCAAGUUGGAGUUCUUCAAAGGGGACACAGAUUGCGACUGGGUGAGAUUCGGUAAGGCUAAGAACAAAUUGAUACAGCUUCGAGCCUUUUCUUGGGUAAAACCUACAGGGCAAGCGGUGAAACUCAACACUGAUGCUAGUGUGGUAAGCGGGCGGUCAAGUGGUGGAGGGGUGGUGCGCUCGGGUGAGGGUAAUUUAGUGUUUGCCUUUUAUAAGGAGUUUGGAGAGCAAGACGUUCUCUCCUCAGAGGCGUUGGCUUUGCUGGAGGGUCUUCGGUAUUGCCAGGACAACAAUCUCACGGGAGUCAUAGCAGAAGUGGAUUCUAGUACUUUAGUGCAUCUCGUGUCCGUUAAGAUGACGGCUGGCUGGCCGUUAUGCAACACAAUUAGGCAUAUUCGGUGCUUGGUGGCAAAAUUGGGGGUGUCUCUGGUUCACACGUUCAGAGAGGCUAAUGCGGUCGCCGACGCUUUGGCCUCCUCGGACCUACGAACGGAUGCCCGAUUUUUCAGUGAAAGAGCUCUCCCUUCUAAAGUUCGGGCUCUUUUGCAGUUAGACAGGUUGUCAACUCCGUAUGUGAGAGUCUGUACGGUCUCAGGGUAG